This is a messenger RNA of Oreochromis aureus, 2407 nucleotides long. RefSeq names its product coiled-coil domain containing 50a (gene ccdc50a). The coding region runs from base 274 to 2193 and encodes 639 amino acids. The transcript is spliced from 12 exons. Gene Ontology annotation, molecular function: ubiquitin protein ligase binding. Lineage: Eukaryota; Metazoa; Chordata; Actinopteri; Cichliformes; Cichlidae. The record is from RefSeq and is a predicted model, not a curated record. Gene Ontology annotation, cellular component: cytoplasm.
GUAAGGAGGGAGGGAAGCUAGCAAUCUGACAGGCUAGCUACAGCAGAGUAACAGCCUGGCAAUUACAGCGGCGACGUAUCAGGAGAGGGUGGUUACCGAAACUAAUCAAAGGGUCGUCCAGCACCUGAACCAUCAAUCGGGUUUAUGAGUAAAGGCGAUCAAUCAGGCUGCCGUUAACCUUCGGAAGAAACGCUGAAGUGUAAUUCACCGUCAACGGGUUUUUUCUUUUCUUUUUUUUUCUUUUCUUUUUUUUUACUUAUUAUCCGUGACAACAUGGCUGAAUGUAACGUUAGCAUCGACCAGAAUAAACUACCUGGAGUGAAAGAGGUGUGCCGAGACUUUGCCGUGCUGGAGGACCACUCCCUGGCCUAUAACCUCCAGGAACAAGAAAUUGAGAGCCACUUGGCCUCCAACGUCUAUAAGAGCCGUCUGGUGCAGAACGACCUGCAGGUGGCCAAGAAGCUGCAAGAGGAGGAGGAUGAGAGGGCCAAGAUCAAGACCCAGAAAGAGAACGUGGACAUUGAGCGGCAAGAUAACGAGAUCGCCCAGGAGAUUCAGGAGGAACUGGUCCGACAGGCAGAGCGACAGCGACAGCAAGAAGAGAAAGAUGCGGCCAUCGCUCGUAAGCUGCAGGAGAAGGAGAUGAAAGAGGAGAGGAGGAGACAUAAGCAGCUGGAAACGCGCUUUGAUGAAGAUUAUUUUGAUGAACAUGGAGCUGCAAGAAGACCUCUAGACUUGGACAAACCCAGUCAUCACACACCAACAUCCCCCGGGCGAUACGAUGCUCCGGUCAGCUCACGUCGAGAUUACUCUCCAGAUUAUAGUUCAACAGAACCUAAAAGGAGCAGACACCCAAAACUGGAUGCUGCAACACCCCGUGGUCGCUCCAGAGACCCCGAGCACUAUCUGCCGGGAGAAGGAGGCCGUAGCAGGCACGCAGAUCCUUUUCCUGAGCACCUGAUGCCCAACAGAGGCAAGCAUGGGGACAGGUAUCCAGAGUACGAGCCCUCACAGACUGGCAGAGCCAGGGAUUUAGGGUACGAGGACACAGAGAGAGUGGUGAGGAGGAAAGAGAGACCAGCUAGACCACCUCCAGUCCAAAUUCCUAAAGAGAGGGACAAAACGUGGGACAGGGAGCGGAACAGGCAGUACGACAGAGACGGAGGCAGAGAACUGGAAUACGAGAUGUAUACUGCAAGAGACCAGACGAGGGACAGAGACCGGAGGAGGGACAGAGACCAGGACCUCAGGUGGGGAAGAGCAGAGGGGAGGGACGGAGAAAGAUCCAGAAACAGAGGACGAAGUUUGGACAGACAGCUAGAGGGACACGGACAUCGAGAUAAAAAGAGACAAAGAGCAAGAACCCGGAGCAGGGAGAGAGGACUUGAAGAGGACUUUGUGGAGCCAGCACACAGCCGGGACCGGCUGAGGGAAGGGAGGGCUUCCUGGGAGGGGGAAGAGGAGGAUUUUGAGAGAGGGAGAAGGACCAGGGGACGCCACCGUGUCCAGUCCAGCCCCAAUGAGGUGUUUGGAGACCACAGGGGCGAUGAAGGCAGAGGAGACAGCAGGGAGUUCUGGGACCUCCAACAGGGGGAGGGUCGUGGCAGGGAACGCAGUCAUAGUCAACCCAGUGGAGAGACAGGUCGUAUUGCGCACCGUGGCGGUGGGUCAGUAAUGCCAGAGACUGAGUACGGACUGAGUGAGGCCACCAAGGGUUUGACCAAGCUCGAUCUGCGCGAGCAAGAGCUGAAGGACCUGGAGGUGGCCAGGAAACUGCAAGAGGAGGAAAUUAAGGCGAGCCAGAUGCAUGUGCGUGCAGCCCAAGUGGCACAAGAUGAGGAAAUCGCCCGACUGCUGAUGGAGCAGGAGAAAAAGGAGUACAGGAAGAAUCGCGAACGGGAGAAAGAGAAGGAGAGGGAGAGGGAGAGGCUGGCUAUGGAAAGGAUGGCAGUGGAGAGGAGGCGGCAAGAGGGAGACUACAGGCCAAAUUCCGAGGAUGUUGUCCGGCCCAGAACACAAGAGGAGUACGAGUACCAAAGGCAAAAGAACUACAAGCCUCCGAGGCCUCCACAGCCACGCACACAUGACUAUGAGAAUGUGGGCCCUGGCUACGUCUACCCAGAUCACCCUGCUGCCCCUCGUGCUCCGGCCAGACCUGAUCCAUCUUACAGAGGUGCCUAUCACAAGCGGUGACUCAGGCUCUCCACCGUGUCCACACAUGCUGUCGGUCCUCCUGUUUGUGUCUGUAUUUAUCUUUUAUUUUCACCCAUCCACACUGUUGGUCUGAGUCCUGUGGACAAUCUCAUGAGUUGGCAGUGGGAUUUUUUUUUAUUUUUUUUUAAAUAUAUUCCUAAGUUGGCCCAAAGUUGAGGAAGUGGAUAUGUGAGUGCUGGAAUUACACUCAUCU